Messenger RNA from Schistocerca americana (American grasshopper), 608 nucleotides. RefSeq names its product protein slit-like. The record is from RefSeq and is a predicted model, not a curated record. The coding region runs from base 97 to 507 and encodes 136 amino acids. The transcript is spliced from 3 exons. NCBI's taxonomy places the organism in Eukaryota, Metazoa, Arthropoda, Insecta, Orthoptera, Acrididae.
UUCAUUGCAGCAAGAAGUACAUCUACGAGUUGUGGAGAACACGCAGUGUCUGCUAUUGUCAUAGAGCAGGUUGAACAGCUUAUCAUAUGUCAAUGUAUGGUAGGUUUUGUUGGAGACCCAUACAUUAAGUGUGAACCUGGUGAAGAGGUAUAUGGGAAAAAUGGUAAAGAUGCAGAUUCAUUCAUUGUAGAAGAAUGUGCAUAUGUAACUUGUGGAGAAAAUGCAGUGUGUGCUAAUAUCACAGAGGAGGGGGAACUACUCCCCAUAUGUCAAUGUGUGGAAGGUUUUGCUGGAGACCCAUACAUUAAGUGCGAACCUGGUGAAGACAUCUUCGGGCAAAAGUGUACAGACAAUAGCAACUGUGAUGAUAAACAUGCCUGCUAUAGUGGAGAAUGUCAAGAUCCUUGCGUGUUCAGAUGCCUACAAAAUGAAUGUGUUGUGCUAAACCAUGCUGCCAUUUGCUUGGGACUAAGAUACAAAGAAAAACCACUUAAAGUUCUGAGGUAAGCUGAAAGCAGUCAGCAACUUGGACAUUUAGCCAUGUAGUUCAUGAAACAUAUCUAAAUACAUGGCAGAGACUGUGAGUGAUGUUUUUACUACUAAUAAUU